GAAAGCCCAAUAGUGGCUUCCCUUCUGCCACAUGUCGAUGAAUUCCUAAGCAACAGCGUCUCCAGGCAUUAGUGAGAGAAGCAGAGAAAUGGAACUCCCAUGUGUGAGUCCAUCCUCAAAAUUCUCCAUUCUAAAUCCAACGCCACCACCCGCAACCCAUUUCAUCUCCUCAACCGUCCCUGCUUCCCAAGCUGCACCACUCUUUCCAGUAAAACCCCACUAUAAUGCUGCCCACAAAAACUCCAACAGCAUUCCCACCAUGUCUGAGAUCAUGGACUCAUCCAGAGCCCAGAACCUCAACCUUCAGCUGCAAACGCUUGGACCCUUUUUCAGAAUCACUGCCAAGAGCUUGGAAACUCAGGGAGAGCUUGGGAGAGCUGAGGGGCUGAUAAGGUUGUGGUUGGGAGGCAGAAUUCUUCACUUGGAUUCGAUUAGAUUAAGAAGAGAGACUCUGGGCAUGGAGAAGUCAAUCUUUGGUAUUGGGUUGUUUAUUGGAGCUGUUGCAAUCCGGUAUGGCUAUGACUCUGGUUGCAGAACAGCUGAGUUGCUUGCCAUCAAUGACUCUGACCUUUACCAUUCCAAGCUUGUUAGGUUCUACACGAGAAUUGGGUUCAAGGCUGUGCACGAAGUGACUGGUUCUUCAAUGGGAGACCUUGCCCACAUGUUGGUCUGGGGAGGCAUUGGAACACGGAUGGAUGCCAAUAUCGAUGAGCUUCUAGUGAGAUGGUGCAAAAGCCAUAAUACUGACUUAGUAUGGUCCCUUUGAACUGCAUUCCCAAAUACAUCUACGUGAACUAAGAGAUUCUACACUUCAAGUGGUUCAUCUUAGUUAUUUAACUCUCAGAUAAACAUGUGAGUGCUCAACCCUCUGAGCUUCAUUCCCUUCCAAAUAUAUUUUGGUGGACUGACAAAAUAUGUGCCUGAAUGUAUCAGCUAUAGGAUUCUUGCCUUUCUGGUUAUCCUUUAAUGCAUAAAAUAUUAGUCCAUGAUUAUUUUUCCUUAUUUCCUUAUUUCCUUAUUUCCUUAUACAAUCUAAGUCUUAUUUGGACAAACUAGUUCACAAACAAGUAACAAGGCUAGUACCUUGAGGGAAAUGUAAUCCAGAAAUUUUAAUGGUGUUGGAUUCUUCA
Molecule: messenger RNA, 1130 nt
Organism: Vitis riparia (riverbank grape)
Lineage: Eukaryota; Viridiplantae; Streptophyta; Magnoliopsida; Vitales; Vitaceae
Exons: 3
Coding region: 89-766 (225 amino acids)
Source: RefSeq, a predicted model, not a curated record